Formica exsecta is the source of this 1017-nucleotide messenger RNA. RefSeq names its product tRNA-splicing endonuclease subunit Sen2 (gene Tsen2). Gene Ontology annotation, cellular component: tRNA-intron endonuclease complex. Lineage: Eukaryota; Metazoa; Arthropoda; Insecta; Hymenoptera; Formicidae. The transcript is spliced from 3 exons. Gene Ontology annotation, biological process: tRNA splicing, via endonucleolytic cleavage and ligation; tRNA-type intron splice site recognition and cleavage. Bases 1 to 1017 code for a protein of 338 amino acids. Gene Ontology annotation, molecular function: tRNA-intron lyase activity; nucleic acid binding. The record is from RefSeq and is a predicted model, not a curated record.
AUGAAUUUGCGAGAACCAAGAAAGAAAAAACGAAUAAAGUUGAAACCACAGUUUCCGUUUCCUAUUCCAUUGGAUGAAACACAAGAAUGGCCAGUGUACACAGCACAUCUCACAGAUAUGGGGUCAUGCAUAAUUGAACCUGAAGAGAUCAAUGCAGUGCAUUCUAUGGGAUUUUUUGGUAAAGGAUCAUUGUCACGCAGUUAUCCAUCCUUUGGUAAAGCGAGAUACGGAACACCGCCAGUUGUUCGGAACAGACAGUGGCUUCGUAGGCAAAAUUGGCUAAAAGAAGUCAAGGAGUUGAACUCUGCCUCUUCCAACUAUGAAGUGAAAAUCUGUGAUAUCGCAGAUGUUAAAAUAAGUGCCAAAUGCGAAGAGGAAAAUGUCUCGGAUAACAAGGAAGAGAAUAUCGGAGAUAUCAUCGAGAUUCCACUGAAUUGCAAUGAGAAUAAAAAUAAACAAAGAAACGAAAACGAAGUCAUAAAUGAUAUAGAAAUUGACGAAGUUGUUCUAGACUCUGCAGAGGAAGACGACGUAUGUGUCAUUAUUAAUAAUCAAAAGUUUGACAAUAACAAAAGUUCACCAAAACCUAACGAUGAUAAGAACUGCUCAGAAGAGAAGAAAGAGGAGGAAGAACUUUGUGAAUUAAACUAUUACGAUUUCAAAAACGAUUGCGCGAAUGAGGAUGAUAAUCAGCAUGGAAAGCUGUUGGUUUUGCCAGACAGUGACUCGGAUACUGAGAACUAUUUGAAAGAUAUUAAGCCAAGAAUCGAGAGCGAAGGUUUCCCCAUUCGAGAGGCUCUGCGUCUAACAUUUGAGGAAACCUUUUUUCUUCUCUUUGGAUUAGGUUGCCUUCAAGUGGUUCACUUUGACGGCAGUCUGUUGGACAUUAAUAACGCAUGGUUGUACUUUUGCAAGGAGAAACCAGAUUUCUUACAGAAAUAUGUGGUUUAUCAUUAUUACAGGAGCAAAGGAUGGGUUGUCAAGCCCGGCCUGAAAUAUGGCGGCGAUUUUUGUUAG